GCCGGUGGAAUGCGCGCCCCCGGCCUAUGAGUCCGCCGCUAAUUGGAGUUGACCUGCUGAUGGAGACGGGAAAAUGGAAACAGUCUGAGCUUUAAGUGUAAUGUGUGAAUUAUCCCCAUGAGUGUGUGUGCUGGGCGGAGGUUCCUGUGAUGGAGUGAUGAAGGUCUGCGCACCUGCCGCCUCCUCUUCCUCAUAGUCUCAUCUUCUGGUUCUUCAUCAUGAGUCCACGUCGCUUUUCCACUUGGACCAACUUCAUCUUCCUCUGAGGCUGUUGGAUGCGUUCACUGCCCAUCGUUUUGUGGCGGAUCGGAUUUUUGUGCGUGAGGAUUUGGUUCAUUUUUACGCACAGAAGACGCAAACAUCCCGCUCUCUCCAUCCUAACUCACUCCUCUUCCCUGGGUUAUCUGAUUUUGUCCUUUUAUUUCUGUUCAUCUGCCUGUUUUUUUACUCUGUUGGAUUGUACCCGAACAUUUCCCGGUGGUUUACAUGUAGCGGGGACAGAGGCUCUGUAUUUGUGAGGAUCCCAUCAGAGGCUUAUAUAAGAGGAGUCGUCAUGUAUGCGGGACGCAAGAGGAGAAAACCCGUUCAGAGGACGGUGAAGCAGGCGCCCACUGAAGGGGCCAAGUCCAAUCCGUCCAAACGGCACCGGGACCGUCUGAACGGCGAGCUGGAGCGCCUGGCCAGCCUCCUGCCGUUCCCCGAGGAGGUGACCGCCAGCCUGGACAAACUGUCCAUCCUCCGCCUCAGCGUCAGCUACCUGCGCGCCAAGAACUUCUUCUCAGUCACUCUCAACAGUCGGAAUGGAGUGAAUCCAGCUGCAAAAGAUGAAGACGGGAAAUCAGCAGGGACACUGGAGACCAGGAUUCCUGAAGGUGAACUGUUACUGCAGGCUCUCAACGGGUUCAUCCUGGUCAUCACAGCCAGUGGAACCAUCUUCUACUCAUCUCACACCAUCCAGGACUACCUGGGCUUCCAUCAGACUGAUGUGAUGCACCAGAGCGUCUAUGAACUGGUCCACACCGAGGACCAGCAGGAGCUCCGCAGGAACCUGCACUGGGCCUUGAAUCCUCCUCCUGCUGCUUCAUCGUCCAUAAACCAGGACUCCCCGAACGACAUGGAGCCUGACAGCAGUUCGUCUCUCGUCACCUACAACCCUGAACAGCUUCCACCAGAGAACUCGUCUUUUCUGGAGAGGAGCUUCGUCUGUCGCUUCCGUUGCCUCCUGGACAACUCCUCUGGUUUCCUGGCUUUGAACCUUCAGGGUCGGCUGAAGUUUCUUCACGGCCAAAACCACCGGGAAGAAAACGGAGGGAAGACGCCGCUACAGCUGGCUCUGUUCGCCAUCGCCACGCCUCUGCAGCCUCCGUCCAUCCUGGAGAUCAGGACCAAGAACAUGAUUUUCAGAACCAAACACAAGCUGGACUUCACCCCCAUGGCCUGUGACGCAAAAGGAAAGAUCGUCCUGGGUUACACCGAGGCUGAGCUCCGGGUACGAGGAUCCGGGUACCAGUUUAUCCACGCUGCAGACAUGUUGUACUGUGCAGAAAACCACGUCAGAAUGAUAAAGACCGGAGAAAGUGGUCUGACCGUGUUCAGGCUUCUGACCAAGGAGAACCGCUGGAAAUGGGUCCAGGCCAACGCCCGGCUGGUCUACAAGAACGGAAAACCAGACUAUAUCAUCGCCACGCAGAGACCGCUGCUGGAUGAGGAGGGAGGAGAACAUUUACGUAAACGUUCCAUGCAUCUCCCCUUCACUUAUGCCACCGGUGAGGCUCUGCUCUACCAGUCCAACCACCCCAUCGCCACCUUUGGAGACGGAAGCAUUGAGAAGAACGGCAGUAAAUCGAAGAGGAACCGGACUGAGAGGCUGGUCAGGGACGGGCUGGACCCUGGUUCCCUCCUGGGGGCCCUCAUGAGUCAGGAUGAGUCGGUGUACGUUUGCCAACCGGCCCUUGAGCCCAAGUUAUCGUUCCAUAGCAGCUUCUUUGGAGACCAGCUGGGCUUCUCAGAGUCCAAACCCACCGGUCUGCACAGGAACUGGGAUGCAUCCAACAGCACCGUGGUGCCAGGCGUCUCAGAACCAGCCACCAACUUCGACCCACUGCUGGCCACUCUGGACUCCCUGUCCCUGGAAAACCAAGGUGUUGGGGAUCCCGAAGAGGCCGGAUGUUCCAACGGCGAGCUGUUUGGUGCUCUUGAAGGGCUGGGACUGAGCGCUGAGGACCUGGAGCUGCUGCUUCUGGAUGAACGGAUGAUCAGGGUUGAGAUGGACCCGGAGCACGUGCCCACAUUGGACGACCUGCUGACCAACGAUGAGAUCCUCUCAUACAUCUACGACUCCAUAGAGGGAAAGAACAACUCGACAGAUCAUGGAGGACAGGUGCCUCCAAGUAACCCCUCAGAGACCUCCUCAUCAGCCCCUGAAAGUAACCCCAUCUCUGAUAAUAAUGUGCAAAUGCAGUUUCCCCAUCAUAAGCCCCCCCUGGUUGGACAGGCUCCCAUCAUUCAGCUCUCCCAGCAGAUGCAACAACACCUUCACAUGCGAUCGCAUAAAGUAAUGAACGACUGGGGCCAGCAGAACAACCACUUGGCUAAUACGAUAGUCAACGGAGAUCUGCUAGCGUCGAAUCAGUCUGUCCCCAACGGGCAGUGGACAGCCCAAGACAUUCUCACUAAUGCAGGGAUACAACUGGACCCUUUUAAAACACAACAGACUCUUUUUAACGGCAAGGCCUCACAACUGGAAGGGGAACUCCAGCAGCAGCAGCACCACUACCUUCAGCAGCAGUGCCACACCAAACAGAAGGCGUCCAACCUCAACGGACUGUGCGGCAUCUCCAGCACCAAGCAUCCAGCUGGGAAAUCAGCUUGGCAGGACUAUGGGUUCAGCAACAGCGCCUGCCUUGACAACAGCCAAAAACCUCUUACAAACACCUCACUAGAUUCUUGCAUGGAUUAUAGCAUGCCUGACAUUGACAAUGUGGAUUACUCUGUUAGUGGGAGUGGCUUGUUGGGGAGGAGUGGGCAGCAGCAUGGAGGCGAGUCCACGGUUUCCUCGUUCCAGGGGAUGAACCACAAACUACAGCCGGAUCAGAUCCCGGUUCCUUUAGCUCAGGUCAUCUCCAGCCUGUCACAGUGUCCACCGCCCAACGCCUCCCUGGAGCACAUCCUGGGCGUGGCCAAGCCCUGCAGGCAGCUAGACCACUACGGCAUGGUGACCCCCGAGAUCCCCCAUGACCCAGGUCAUAGCAAGAUGGAGAACGGCUGCAUCCUGAACAGUUCUUACCCAGGAGGCUGUGCUCUGCCCAACGGUAAUGGAGUAGUGCCCCCUGCCGUCCAGAUACCCGGCCCCGACGCCCUGUCCGGCCUCCCCGACCCCCCCGCCACCGGCUUCUACCUCUGACCCACCGUUCACGGCCAGAAACGGACCACCACUGGACCAGCCUUAUGUAGAACCAGAACCAGAACCACAGAAACAGAGCAGACGUAGGCCUGGAUGUUCGCACUGGUUCAAUUUGACCUUUUCUUUUCUUCUAUUGUUUUUUUUUUCUUUUUUUCAGGGUGGGAGGGUCAGAAACGUGUUGUCAUAUUAUCAUAUGAGUCCUUUGUUUACAAUGAUGCAGUUAAAUGUGCUCGGUUGAGUUUAUUAUAGAAGUUUUUACAGAUGACUUGAACAAAUACAAAUACGUUCAGAUACAAAGUGAAGCAAAAUCACAGACUCUGUUUUAUAUUUCUGUCUUCAUGUGGAGAUGGAGCUACAUUUUCUACAACGCUAAAAGUAAAACUCAUUGGAAGGAAGGAAAUAUGGAUAAAUAACCCGAUAAACCGUUCAUAGAGUCAGGUUGUAUAUAAGACAUCCUGUAUAAUAAUUUAAUUCUUACAUGGUUUAGGCACAAAACAUUUAAAAAUCUGAUUAAAAACAACAGAACAGAUCAACAACAGAUCUCUCUUUAUGCAAAGAGAGAUGCACUAAACUGUCGAAAUACUCAUGAAAAAACACCUCUAUUAGAUAUAAUCUCAGGUAAAUGUUGUGUUAUUGUGGUUUAAGUAGGUGAUAAAUAAGAUACUCUUACAAAAAGACAUUUUUUCCUGGUUAAAUGAAGAUUAAAUUUUUUUUAAAAAUCUUGGUGAAUUAAAGGUGAAAAUUAAAAAUUAAAGCUGAGUUUUAACUUUAAUUACUGCAUUUAUAGCCCCUAAACCUACCAUGUAUCUGGCUUUUUUAGAGCUGUUUUUAUUGAACUACCGAAUAUUAAAUGAGUAAAAUACAUGACAAUGAUAUUUUACAUAAUAUAUGAGUUAAUUUGCUGAUUAAAAUAGAAGAGACAACAUGAACGAUGACAACAACAUAAGAGAUUCCAAUGACCAUUAGAGUAAUUAAACAGUGAAGCAAUAGUACUUUGACUUAAAGUAUCCAAGUACUUCUUCCACUACUGAUGAGUACUGUAUUUUACUUUAAAUGCAGAGGUAUUAACCUGAACACAGGUGCACAUUUCAGGAGAAUUCCAGGUUUGGUUUCUGGGUUUCUGGGUAUGAACAUGAAUUAUAGAUUCAUAUAAAACACUACAGAUAUACUUUUAUCUGCAACAAGGUUUUUAUUCUGCAAUAAAUAUGAUCAUUUAAAUGUGUUUUGAGGCUGUAAUAUCCCUGAAAAUAAUCCCCAACUGCAGAUAUAGCUGUAGAAAAUACUGAAUAUGAGCAUAAAUGGACGUAAUCAGGCCUUCGAGUGUGUCAGGUCUGAUUCUUGUGUUUUCUUAUGUAUUUACAGCAGCAGAAAAAAUA
Molecule: messenger RNA, 4779 nt
Organism: Sphaeramia orbicularis (orbiculate cardinalfish)
Lineage: Eukaryota; Metazoa; Chordata; Actinopteri; Kurtiformes; Apogonidae
Product: aryl hydrocarbon receptor-like
Exons: 11
Coding region: 554-3403 (949 amino acids)
Biological process (GO): response to xenobiotic stimulus; xenobiotic metabolic process; regulation of transcription by RNA polymerase II
Cellular component (GO): nucleus; aryl hydrocarbon receptor complex
Molecular function (GO): transcription cis-regulatory region binding; protein dimerization activity; nuclear receptor activity
Source: RefSeq, a predicted model, not a curated record